AUGAAUUUAAAAGAAUAUUAUAUAAGUCAUACUAAAAAUAAUAAGUGUAUUAUCAAAGAAAAAAAUAUGAUAAACAAUUGUGACAUUAAUAAAAUUUUUACAUUAGAAAUAAAGGAUAUAUUGAAAAAUUUUACAUGUGAAAAAGAAAUAAAUGAAACUAUAGAAUAUGUAAAUGAUAAGAUUAGCACAUUAAAUAAUUUUAUUAAUACAAUAGCAAAAGAAAAAUAUGAAUACUUUUAUAAAUAUACUGAUGAAAUAGGUAAUAUAAAAAAAAAAAAAAAUUGGAAUUCUUAUGAGUUAGAAAAUAUUCAAGAAGAAUUUAGUGUAAAUAAUAAAGCUUUAAAAGAAAAUAAGAAUAAAUUAUUAUCGUUAAUUAAAAAAAAAAAAUGUUUAAUUGAAAUAGAUAAAAUUUUAAAAUUAUAUGUAAUAAUAGACGAAGAGAUAAAAAAAUUAUGUAAUGAGAUAAAAGGAAACAAAAAUUUUGAAAUUUUUAGUUUUUUAAAAGAAGAAAUGGAAAAUAAUGAAUGCUUUGAAAUGAUAGAUAUUGAUUUUGAAGUUUUUAUGGAAUAUAUAAAAAGGUUAAAUAAUUUAAAAACAUUUAUAUUUUAUAAUAAUAUCCAAAAUAUAUCUAUAAUUAACUUAAAAAUAAAAAAAAUUAAUUAUUAUGAAAAUUAUAUAAUUAAUAUAUUUGUUAACUAUUUAUCAAAGAACUUUUUUAAAGAUGAAAAUUAUGUAAGUAGAGUAAAACUUUGCUUGAGUGCUUUUACUUAUUUAAAUGUUGAAAAAGACUGUUUAAAAAAAGUAGUGGAUAAUAAAAUUAGCAAUGUAUCUUCAUAUAUUUCCAAUAUAAAAAAAAACAAAAACAUAAAAGAGAAUUUUUUUUUCAUUAUAGAAAAUUGCAAAAAUAAUAUAAAUCAAAUCAGUUACAUAAACGAAACCAUUAGAAAUAAUUAUUAUAUUGGUAAUAUAAUAAAAACUGAAGAUAUAAAAGAAAAAAUAUAUGAUUACAAAAGUUGUAUAAAUGAACAGUCCAUUGAUGGUAUGUAUUAUACAUUAAAUAUUUAUAAUGAUUUUUAUUUACCUUAUAUUAAGAUAUUAAUAAAUAAUAAAAUUAAUGAAUAUAUAAAAAAAGAAAAUAUGUUAUAUGUUUUAAACUUAAUUGAAGAAUUUUUGCAUAUAACUAGGAAUAUAAAUGACUUUAAAGUUCAAGAAAAGGAUUUAUUAUUAAGUUUAUUUAGCAGAGAAUACGAAGAAAUAACUUUUAAUUCUAUUAAUAAAUUAGCUAAUUUAGUUGAAUUGUUAUUUGAAAAAAAAAAUUUAAGAGACAACAUAGAAUAUGAACAUGAUUAUAAUUUUCCAACAAUUUUUGAUAUAAAAAAUUAUGUUAUAGUAUUAUAUAAAGAAUUAUAUACGUAUAUCUUUUAUCCUUAUUUAUUUCGAAAAAUAAUUGUAUCUUGUAAUAAUUCUCUAUUAUUAUUAAGUAACAAUUUAAACAAUUUAAAACAAAAUAUAAAAUUUCACAUUGAAAUAGAUACAAAAAAGAAAUAUAUAAAUUGUGAAUAUAUUUAUAAAAAUUUUAAAUAUAACUUAGAGCUCUUUUUAAUUAGUAGAAAAAUUCUAAAAUAUUUGAUACUAAGUUUAGCGAAAUUAAAAAGGAAAAUAAUAGAAAUGAAAAGCUAUACAUAUAGAUUAAUAAAUGCUAAUUUAUUUAAUAAGAACAGUAAUUUAACUAAUAUAUUACAUAAAAAAGAGAAUUAUGAAAAUACUGCAAAUUAUAUUGAUAAUAAUCCGAUUAGCUUUUCAUUUAGAGAAUCUUUUGAUGAGUUUUUCAACUUUCAGGAUUAUUUAAAUAAUUAUUUUUUUAAUAUAAUAAAUAUUAGAAAUGAAGAACAAGAAGAUUUUAUUGAAAUUGAAAACUGUAAAGAGAGAAAAAAAAAAGAAGAAAUAAAAAAAUUAAUAGAGAAGAAGGAACAAGAAAUAGAAAAUGAAAAGAAGGUAGAAGAUAAAAAAAUAGAACAUCAAUUUGAAGAAAAAGAACAAGAAACAGAAGAAGAUGAGAAAAAAAAACUAAAUAAUUUUGAAAUUAAUUUUAUCACAGAUAUUAAAUAUAACUCUUUUAAUUUGAAUGAUUAUUAUUAUCUUAGCGAUGAAGAAAAAGAAGAGAAUUAUGAAAUGACUUCUUUUUUUAUUAAAAAGAAAAAAAAAAAAAAAAAAUUUUUUUUUGAUUUAGUUGAAUUGGAAAAAGGAAUGUGUGAACUAAAUAAUGUAGUGAAUUCAUGCAUAUAUGAAUGUUUCGAAUGUUUUGAAAAAAAAGCAUUGUCAUAUUUCAAAAAUAAUUGUAAUAUUUUAAACGCAGAUGAUGUUUAUUCACUAUUUGAUCAACUAUGCAUUUAUUUUAAAAACUCUGUUGUUCAGCAUAUACCUUUGUCUGAAAUGAAACAAAUUAUAAAUAAUUUAAUUAAUAGAAUAAUAAUUUAUUUAAUUUCUUUAUCUUCUUAUUAUUUAAUUCAUAAUAUGGAUAUUUAUAUAUUUAAGUAUUAUGAGUCAUUGUUAAAAAUAGCUAAUAAUGAAAUGUUAUCAUCUUUGAAUUUUGAGCAAAAAUUAUGUUUUCUUUUUAAAAAAUCAAUAGAUAUAAAAAAUAGAAAAGAACCUUAUGAAAAUAUUCCUUCUUUCUUUUUACCUAUAACAUUUAUAAUUUUACAUGAAGGAAAAAACAUAGUGAAUUAUUUAAAUAUAACGGAAGAAAAAUUUAUUAAUCUAAUGAUAGAUUAUCUAAAGGAUCCUAUACAAUUAAUGGAUAAAAAAAAUAAAACUAAUCAAAAUUUAAUUUUUAUGAUUAACAAAUUUUCCAAAAAUAUGAUAAUGAAAAAAGAUUAUUUUAAUAAAAUAUAG
Messenger RNA from Plasmodium relictum, 2892 nucleotides. RefSeq names its product conserved Plasmodium protein, unknown function. The transcript is spliced from 2 exons. The record is from RefSeq and is a predicted model, not a curated record. NCBI's taxonomy places the organism in Eukaryota, Apicomplexa, Aconoidasida, Haemosporida, Plasmodiidae. The coding region runs from base 1 to 2892 and encodes 963 amino acids.